AACCAUGAUUUUUGUUUUGCUUUGGUUCUGGUUGAGAUACUAAAGGUUGUUUAUUUAUGAAAAGAACAAACACUUGUAGUUUUGUAUGCCUCAGCUGUUGCUUAGGAUCCAGUGUUGUAGUGCUUUGCCUAAUUACAAAUAACUCUAAUCAAUAAUAGUGGUAUCAAUAAUAGUGGUUCUUUCCUUCUGAUUUGAACUGAGAGAGAGAGAGCCACUGAUUCUUGAUCUUAAGGUGACCCCAUUUUUCUAUGCCUCAUGCUCAUGCUGCUCUAUGUUCCCUUUUAAAAAUUCUUGCUUGCAUUUUGGGUUGGUUUCUGCUCUAUGUUCCCUUUUAGCGUUUCUUUCUGUUGUUGCUGCACUCUCUUUUGGGCGUUCAUUUCAUGCCCGUGAUCUUGCAAAUUGUGCCUGUGCCGAGCUUGCUUUAGAGUACAGGCUGCGGAGACGUCGAGGACCUCAAGGUCACCGAUGUUGUGGAGCUGGACGAGGUUUCCACGCAGUUCAUCGACCGCCUGUUCUUCCUGGAGAAGUUCGGUCCAUGCCGUGGCGGAGGGUUGUCUUGUGGUUUGACCGGAGCGGGGGCACACCAGAGAAGCGAUCUCGUCCCCAUUAUUCAGGACACUACGGUUAAAGAUUGGUCUCAUUUAUAUUGAUGUUGCUGAUUAUCAAAUCAAUGGAUGUUAUCUAGAGUGCUUCUCCUUCCGAUUUGACGUACUAUGUCUUCCAGCUUAUACUAUAUAUGAUUUCUUUCAAUGGUUUUAACUAAUUAUGGAUAUGUAUCUAAUUAUGUUAUUUUGGCAUCAACAAAUUACUCACCUAGCAUUUAUUCUGCUAUAUGGAAACAAUCGGUGCCUAUUUCUUUUUUAUCUGAACUCAGACAUAAUUCUGCUAUAUGUAAACAAUCAUUGGUUCUUUCCAUUCUAUCUAAACUGAGAAAUAACUCUAAUCAGUUGUUUUUUAUUUACUGUCCAAGUAUCAUUCUUACCUAAAACUUGUGCCAAAACUGGUUUUUCUUUCAUAUGUGCCAUAGAUUAUCCAACCCCCUCUGCUUCUGUACAAUUUUGUCGACUUAUCUGGCAUUUUCUCAGCCGUGUGGAACCAGCACAUCUACCUGCGAAUCUCCAGGCUAUGGUAUCAGCAGGGUUGCUUCGAUGAUGGCCCUAUCAAGAGUAUACAUGUGUGCUCUUCUAUAGGGAAAUCAUGCCAACAAGAUGGUGCCUAAUGAGGUCAUAGACAUGUUUUAGACACUUUGCAUGAGAGAAAUUUAUACAAGUGUGCCAGGAUCCAUGUGAGGUUCCCUGUAACAAUUCUGAGGGUAGUGGAAGGCACGUAUACAUUAUGGUUCACUAGAUCAAUAAUUGUCUUCAC
Messenger RNA from Triticum dicoccoides, 1365 nucleotides. RefSeq lists its product as uncharacterized. The transcript is spliced from 4 exons. Lineage: Eukaryota; Viridiplantae; Streptophyta; Magnoliopsida; Poales; Poaceae. The record is from RefSeq and is a predicted model, not a curated record. Bases 272 to 628 code for a protein of 118 amino acids.